This is a messenger RNA of Macrosiphum euphorbiae (potato aphid), 4146 nucleotides long. The record is from the annotation of a GenBank genome assembly. Lineage: Eukaryota; Metazoa; Arthropoda; Insecta; Hemiptera; Aphididae.
AUGGUGUUAGAUUCAAGUCAGAUGAAGGAUAUUUCUGAAUUGAGGAAAAGGCGUGGUGUAAUUAAAGCUUCACUUACGCGAAUGAAGACAUUCGUCUCAGGAUUUGAUAUAAAUGAGGAUCCAAUCACUCUGUUGGAAUUUAGACAAGAAGAGUUGCCCUCAAUAAAUAGAAAAUUUGAUGAUACACAAACUCAACUGGAGCUUUUAGUUGAAGAGCAAGCCUCAGAAGAAGAAGAGCGUACUAAAUUUGAAAAUGAUUAUUAUUGUAUUCGUUCUCAAAUUCAGGAAAUUAUUAAUACGAAGAAAUGUCUUAACUCAAGUAUUAACAAUAUGUCUGUCAGUGCAUCAACCUCAAAUAGUCGAGUCCGGUUAGAACCGAUUUCACUGCCAACCUUCACUGGUAACAUUCAAGACUGGCAAUCGUUUUACGAUUGCUUUCGCGUCAUGGUGCAUGAAGAUAAUGGAUUUUCUUCAGCGCAAAGGUUUUAUUAUUUAAGGUCUCAUCUUGCUGGUGCUGCACUCGAUUUAGUUAAAUCCGUACCAAUGACAGAUGUAAAUUACGAAGUUGCAUUAAAUCGAUUAAAACAAAGGUAUGACAAUCCAGGACUUGUUAUUCAGUCACACAUUCGCUCGAUUUUGGAAACUCCAUACAUACAAAAACCCUCGGCAAGUGAAUUACAAGGUCUUCACGCCCACAUUUGCGUUCAUAUUGCCGCUCUUAAAGCUAUGAAGCAACCAACGGAUCAAUGGGAUGCCUGGUUAGUAACAAUUAUAGUCAGUAGAUUGGACACAGCAACAAGUCAUGAUUGGCAAUUACGCCAAGAAUCCACAGACUUGCCUAAAUACGCAGCAUUAGAAAAGUUUCUGGCAAACAGAUGUGUUGCAUUAGAGAAUUCUGAUUACAGUAAACAGAUUUCUGGUGAAGUAGACAGUCAGCGAAAUUAUUCAAAGGGGAAGGAAUAUGAGCAAAAACCGAAAAAAGUCGCUCUAAUAGCUGGAACGGAACAUGAAGUCUGUCCUAAGUGUAAGGGUCAACACAGAAUAUAUAGUUGUGAAGGCUUUAAGAAACUUACCGUAAUAGAACGCCUAAAUAUAAUAAGAGAUGCUAGACUUUGUUUUAAUUGUUUAUCCGGUGGUCAUUUAGCGAAUGUUUGCAAGUCCAGGUAUUCAUGUGGUCGUUGUCAUCGCAGACAUAAUACACUACUUCAUCUUGAGGGAAGACCAGAUAAUACCACUGAAAACGUAACGAAUGAUGCACAGGAGGCAAGCUCUAUGAUUGCACCUACAUCUCAAGGCCAUGCACAUGCAAUGGCUGCUACAUUACCAAAUAGUUAUGUUUUCUUGUCAACGGCGGUAGCUAUAAUUAAAGACAUAAAUGGAAAGGCUCAUAAAUGUCGUACAGUUUUAGACAGUGGUUCCCAAUUAAAUUUUAUAUCUAAAGGGCUGCAAAAUAAGCUGAAAUUGCCCAGUGAAAGGGUUGUAUUACCAGUGUGUGGAAUAGGUACAAGCCAGUUGCAAACCACUUCAAGAGUCAACAUUCAGUUACUGUCAUGUGUCUCCGCAUUCAAGCUAGAUAUUGCAUGUCACGUUUUACCGAAUAUAGCAAGUGAUCUUCCAGCAUGCAGGAAACCUAAGGAUGGUUGGCAUAUCAAUGAGAAAUUAUCCAUACAAUUAGCUGAUCCUAAAUUCGACCAAGCAGGCCCAGUUGAUGUAUUAAUAGGAGCAGGUGUAUUUUUUGAUAUUAUGACUCCUGAAAGAAUUCCGUUAGAGAUUGGCAACGUAUCACUGCAAGGAACCAAGCUUGGGUGGGUUGUAACUGGUGAAAUUGUAGCAACCUGUCUUUUAGGAGUUGGAAGGCCACAAGAAGAAGACUGGGAAGCAACUCAGCGUGAAGAGAACCAGCCAUUCGGCCGAUCGUCAAAGGCCAACCUACAAUUCUCGGAGGAGCAAGAAGCUGUAGACCAUUUCAUGAAAACAGUUACUAGAAACUCUGAUGGCCGUUUUGUUUUACGAUUACCCACAAAGCCAAGGGUCAAUGAGUUAGGAUGUAGCUUGAAUAUGGCAACCUGUCGUUUCAUGAACGUUGAGAGAAGGCUUCAACGCGACGAUCAACUACGAAUGGAGUAUAGCAAAUUCAUGACCGAAUACAUAGAAAUGGGCCACAUGGAAGAGAUUAAAGAUAAUGUUACAGCUAGACCCACGUUUUAUUUACCACAUCAUGCUGUCAUCAAAUCAUCUAGUUUGACAACGAAGGUCAGAGUCGUUUUUGAUGCGUCCGCAAGAGGAUCGAACGGUAUUGCAUUGAAUGAUGUGCUAAUGCGAGGUCCAAGUACUCAAGAAGAUUUAUUUUCCAUUUUGAGUCGGUUUCGCAAGCAUCAAUUUGUUAUUACCGCAGACAUCGAGAAGAUGUUUAGGCAAGUAUUAGUGGCCAAGGAAGAUCAAGAUCUCCAACGGAUAGUUUGGCGAGAGCAUCCUAGCGAAGUUUUGCGAAAAUACAGAUUGAAUACAGUCACUUAUGGCACGACCCCGGCAUCCUUUAUGACAACGAAGUGUUUGGAUGAAUUGGCUAGGCAAAAUGAAGUAUCUUUUCCAUACGCAGCCAAAACAAUAAAGAGAGAUUUUUAUAUGGAUGAUAUUAUGACUGGAGAUGAUUCAGAGGAAGAAUGUUUAAAGUUGCAACAAGAUGUUUCAAGGAUACUCAAUUCAGCUAAGUUUCCAUUACGAAAAUGGUGUUCGAAUUCGGUUACAAUAUUAAGAAAAAUUGAAGGAUUCAAUGAUGAUCCAUUAUUUGUGUUGAAGUUAGGAGACCAUGAGACAGUUAAAUCGUUAGGUCUGUGCUGGAAUCCUAUGGCAGAUGUGUUCAAAUUUAAAUUGGAAAACAACAAAUUAGAAGCUAUGGUAACUAAACGAGCUCUUUUAUCAGCUCUGAACAGCAUCUUUGAUCCGCUAGGAUUUUCAGCUCCAGUUUUAGUGAAAGGCAAGGUGUUCCUUCAGCAACUGUGGCAGAUGAAAAUUAAUUGGGAUUCUCCUCUACCAGCUGACAUAAAGUCAAGAUGGCAGCAGUUCUGGACAGAUCUUGUAGAACUUCAAAAACUAGAGAUUCCAAGAAAGGCGAAGGAAGCGUCAAACCAAGAAGUUGAGAUUCACGGAUUUUCUGACGCUUCUCAGAAUGCGUAUGGUGCUUGUAUUUAUGUUAGAAGUAAAGAUCACCUUGGUAGAUGGCAUGUAAAAUUGAUAUGCGCUAAAACACGUAUAGCACCACUCACUGGGGCUACAAUUCCACGCCUAGAGCUUGGUGGCACAUUAGUCUUAGCCCAGUUAGCCCUAAAGAUUGCGAAAUCCUGGGAAAUUGAUAUCUCUCAAUUUUGGCUAUGGACUGAUUCAACAAUAGUUCUUGGAUGGAUAAACAGUCACCCUAACCGUCUCAAGACAUACGUAUCAAAUAGGAUAUGUCAAAUUUUGGAGAUAACAAAUAGUCAACAAUGGCACUAUAUCAGUACCAACGAGAAUCCAGCCGAUGUUUUAUCCAGAGGAAUAAGACCUCAAGACUUGCAGGAAACAUUGUUAUGGUGGCAAGGGCCACUGUGGUUGAGAGAAGACGACAAGGGUUGGAAGGAAGACGCGAAUUUGUGGCCAAGACCAGUAGAGCUCCCAGAAUUAAGGUCUAUAAAGUUAGCUUUAAUAACGAUGGAACCAACAAGGGAUCUAGUUAAUUUUUACUCUGAAUGGUAUAGACUUCGGCGAGCAGUAGCCUGGAUGCAUAAGUUUGUAGAUUAUCUUAGAUCAAAACGUGCAAAACCAGACAAACGUUACCUUACUGCUGAAGAGUUAGAAAGAGCUGACAACACACUGCUGAAAAGAGCGCAGAUAGACUCGUUUAAUAGUGAUAUUUUAGCACUAAUAUCCGGAAGGGGGUUAUCCUGCCGAAGCAAGCUAAAAUCAUUACAACCUAAAUUAAAAAAUGGGCUGAUGGUAGUUGGUGGACGCUUAAGAAACGCCGACAUACCACAAUCUCAAAAGGAGCCAAUUAUUCUCGCAGGGAGCGAUGGACAGAUUCGAGUAGUAACCAUCCGUUUAUCAAAUGGAAAUGAAAUAAAACGUCCCGUUGUAAAGCUCUGCCGCCUACCCGUUGAAGAUGAAGCAUAA